UCGUUCCGUCACAGUGAGAGAAGAAAUUAGAAUCAAGAAACCGACGUCUCUUCUCUUCUCUCUCCCUCACCUCCUCUUUCUUCUCUUCUCUUUUUUUUCUUUGGAUCUCUCUCUCUCUCUCCCUCGCUGAUUAAACCUCUAAAAUCAGGGAGUUUCUUUUUUUUGUUGGUUUCGGAUUCUCAGGAAAAUUUAGCAACUCUCUUUGUGUCUUUUGCUGCUGUUUGCUCAGCCCCCUUUGAAAGCUUUUGUCUUUCUCUCUCUCUCUCUCACAAUCUUAAUGUUCUCAAGAGGGCUUCUGCAGCAAGCGAAAUGGGACAAAGAAAUAGGACUGUUGAUUUAGAAAUGGAGCAGCAGCAAUCUCAAGCUUCUCUCCAACCAGAACCUUGCAUCCUUUUAGGCAGCUUUCCCCAACAACCGGAUAUUAAUAUCCCUGCCAUGGUUGCAAAUGUUCCUAAUUUAGAACCUCAUUCUCUUCAAGACCCAGCUUAUGACAACUCAGCAAUGUUCUACGGGCUUCCUCAGUACCAGCAUCAUCCUCAUCAGCGUGCUCCAACGAAUUUCUACGUUCCCUAUGUGGCAUUUCAGGCUCCUCCGGGUCAGUUACCAUCUUCAAGCAGUCACGGUGUAGUUGGAGUAAGUCCUGAUCUUGAAUACGAAAGAAAUGCUCAUUUUAUGGAUCACACAAGAGGGACAUAUAAACGAAAGAACGCUGAAGGAAUACCCGGACAACCUCCAUAUUUAAGUACCUUAGCAGCUCCAUUCAACACACCGGAGACAAUAGCACCUUUUGGAGGCGCUAGGAACAGACCAGGAGCUGUUACAGUGAACCCUGUUCCUCCUCCUCAUGCUCCAAAUAACUUCAUUCCAGGAAACUAUGCAGGUCAUCAUCCUUUUCCACCUCCUGGCUCAAUCUGGUAUGAUCAGCACCACGGUAGAUCUGAUGGCUCACCUUCCUUUUGGCCUCACACACCUUACAUGCACGGUAGUAACAUUGUCGCUGGUUCCAUAGAGUCUAGUAGCAGAAACCCUACAGCAUUUAUGUAUCCUUCACAGUUAAACCCGAGGGACCACUAUUAUAGUCAUCAUCACCACCCGGCACCUCCUCCUGUACAAGGCGUGAGAGGCCAGAACGCCAGAUUAUAUCCUCACAUGGCUUCUUCAGCCUCAUACAGAGUUCCUCCUGGGGGUUUUACUCCUCAGAACACAAUGAAUAGCGGUCCCCCGGGCUCAGAGAUGGGUUCGAGUCAUGUGGGUCCGGUUCAACCAACCGGGUUUCGGAUAUACCAGCAUCAUCAACGAGAUGAUUCUGUACCUGUAGCAACUCUUAGACAACACCGUGGAGGAGGAGUUCCUCGGCUUAGAGUUAUGCCUGAUGAUGAAGUUGCGCUUUUGGAGUUUGGUGACUUCCUUGGUGGUUCUGGAAACAAUCACAUUGAUCAUCAUCGAGAUAUGCGAUUGGAUAUCGAGGAAAUGUCUUACGAGGACCUUCUUGCGUUGAGUGAGCGAAUUGGAACCGUAAACACUGGUUUGCCAGAGGAAGAUGUUAAGAAUCAUUUGAAAACAAGAACAUGUUCUGGAAUCAACCAUGAAAUAGAGUCGUCGUCUCCAAGAACUAAAGAUUUAGAAACUGAACCGUGCACAAUAUGUCAGGAAAGCUUCAAGAACGAAGAAAAGAUUGCGACUUUGGAUUGUGGGCACGAGUAUCAUGCGGAAUGCUUGGAGAAAUGGCUGAUUGUGAAGAACGUUUGCCCAAUCUGUAAAUCAGAGGCACUGGUUAUGGAGAAGAGAAAGGUAUAGGAAGAAGAAUGGUUAUCAUCUAAUCUUAUUGGGUUUAUAAAUAUAUAUAUUUAUAUAUAGAAGGAGACUUUUAAAGAAGAGAAGAAAACAGAGUUUGGGUUUGUUUUCAGCUCCAAAAGAAUUUUCUGUAAAUUUCUACUUUUUUUUUCCUUUUCGUUCUUUUGUGCACAUAAAAUAUGUGUGAAUGGUCAAAAACUGUCAUCUUUUAAUUGGUUUCUUGGCUACGUGAUAAUGAUAAGUGUACAGGCUAAUUUGUUUACACUA
This is a messenger RNA of Camelina sativa (false flax), 2061 nucleotides long. RefSeq lists its product as uncharacterized. Lineage: Eukaryota; Viridiplantae; Streptophyta; Magnoliopsida; Brassicales; Brassicaceae. Gene Ontology annotation, cellular component: nucleus. Gene Ontology annotation, molecular function: ubiquitin protein ligase activity. The record is from RefSeq and is a predicted model, not a curated record.